AUGGAAAGGAAAGAAUUUUAUAAUAGAAAAUUUUGUAUUCUUUUGAACACAAAUCGUUGUCUUGUAUCGUUGUAUGCAAUCAUUUUUGUGUUGAUUUUAAAUGUGCUUACCUUGAGUUGUAAUGUUUCAGCAGAGUCACAAUUAAGCAACAGGUAUCCAAGAAAUUUAUCUGAGUUCAGCGGAGAAGAAAGUGAAGAUGUGAGGAAUUAUGAUUUAGAAGGAAAUCCAGAUGAUUCGAUGGAAGAAAUAACAGAUGACCUAUAUGAUAACACUCAAGAAAAUUUAAAUAGCACAGGUGAUGAGGUAAAUGAGUUAAAGGAACAGUGUAAUGUGGUCUUUCAUGGUUUUAGCGAAGAAGAUAUAAAUACAAUAAUUAAUUCAGCUCUUGGUGAUAUAUUUAAAUGGGAAAUCCUUAAUAGAUGGUUACAACUGCAUGAUGAUAAUAGAGACAAAGUUGAUGCUCUAAAAGAAUUUUUAUCAGAUUAUUUGGAAAAAUUAAAAAGUUUAUAUAAUGUGGAUGAGAAUAUAGCACAGGAACAAAUGAACAAGACUAAUCAUACUAUUGACUCAACCAUAAGAAUAACGGAGGAUUAUCACAAUAAGCUUUUUUUCUAUUAUGUUAUAAAAGAUAAUUUGCCUGAAAGAGAACAUGAACGUUUUGUAAAUAUAUGUAAAAACACGUUUACUUUAUUUGUAAAUGAACUAUCUAAUAAUGGUCAGACCAAAUUAAAUAAAAGUGUAAUCUCUUAG
This is a messenger RNA of Plasmodium gonderi, 750 nucleotides long. Its product is annotated as Plasmodium exported protein, unknown function. The transcript is spliced from 2 exons. Lineage: Eukaryota; Apicomplexa; Aconoidasida; Haemosporida; Plasmodiidae. The record is from RefSeq and is a predicted model, not a curated record. The coding region runs from base 1 to 750 and encodes 249 amino acids.